This is a messenger RNA of Chara braunii, 2745 nucleotides long. The record is from the annotation of a GenBank genome assembly. Lineage: Eukaryota; Viridiplantae; Streptophyta; Charophyceae; Charales; Characeae.
CCGAAGUUCCCCAUUUGCUGAUUGUUGGCGGUGUUGUUUGUUUUCRAAUGCAUCCUCCGCUACGUCUGGUGCAGACACAAUGUCUACGUCAAGAGGCGAGGAGCAGCCUACGGGGACCUCGGGGAGGGAGUCGACGAACGCAAAAUCGUGGUCGAAUCAUGCGCACACGAAGUGGUUCGUCGAUUGGUGCUUCGCCGAAGAUGACAAGCCCAYGAAACCGCCUUGCGGUCCUGUCAUCUUCGUGGAAGAUAGAAAAGGACGAAGAGUGCUCGGCUUGGUCAAGGGAUGGCAGCCAUCGAAAAACCUCGACAAGCAGUGCUACCUGAUGCAUGUCGUUUACAAUUCGAAGGGCGACGUUCUAGCAGGUCGCUUCGAUGACAGCGAGGAGGAAGAAGAGGAGGACACGCGAGUUUCGCCGCAAAGACUCAGAGAUCGCGGGACGCUGAGAAUUCCGGGGGCUGAGAGAGGGGCAACGGUCGUCGAGCAGCCGUCGACGUCSGGUGGCCGUCGCGGCUUGGGGUCGGAGGAAAGGACAGUUGGCGUCGUUUCCGGCGGGGAGGGAGGGAAACAGCAGUCUACACAAAAGAGAAGGGGAGGUUCUGAGGGGGAGGCGUCGGGAGCUAAAAAGAAGCAGAAGACAAAGAUCCCACAGCAGUCAGGGGGGAAAAGGAAGGCAGCUGAGGGGCAUGCCGGCGCGUCGAGUCAAAAGCGCCCGACCUCAGCUCAAAAGCCACCCGAGUCGGCCCCUGUCCAGGCCAGAGGUGUCAUCGACAUCGACGCGGCAUACUUCCUAGAAUGGGAAAACGGCGUGCGAACAAAGCGGGAGUUCGCCAKUAACCCGUCGCAAGUCGUCGACAUCGGCGAGUGGGAGGCGACAUACAACCAGCGUUCCUUGGAUCCCCUGCAAGUACGGGACAUUAUUGACGCAAUGACGACGGCCUACUCUCAGGCCGAGAAGACUUACGAGCUGCCGACACUAAAGCUCGCGACCCUUGGGCUGGUUAAACCGACGCCCGGGGUGCAGGCGGAUCGUUUUAAGCCGGAGGACUGGAAGGACGAGCUGGCAGGGCAAUACUACUACUACACUAUGGCGGGCCAGCAUAACGCGGCUGCGGCCAGGGCGCUGCUUGGCACCGAUGUGGUGGUGAGGUACAACUUCGAGCGCUGGCCUGCACGAAUGGUGUACUUCUCGGACGAGGACUUUGAGGGGGAAAAGCGCAUGGGAAACCGGGAUGGAAUUUUWCGAGAGAUGGGAAACAGRCAGACUGCUGGCACCGGAAGGAGCGAAGUGGAUCGCGAAGAAGAAGAAGGUGCAGGGCCUCAAGCCAAGUGUGAGCCACAUCAAAACGAGAAGGACGGGCGAAAGGUGGUCGUCUACAAUGUCCCCGUCGAAGGGCCGCAAAAGAAAGGCAAGAAGGAAAAAGAGCCAGGCGACUCGUUCGUCCAGGUCACCGAGCCGGAUCCGCACUGCUGGAAGAGCAUGGAGGCCCUUACCGACAAUGAGAAAUGUCGGUUGUUGAAGAAGGUUCUCAACUGCGAGGUGGUCUGGGUGCAGACAGGGUCCUCUGCGUUGGCUAAGCAAGGGAAGCUAAGGAUGCAAGAGGUAGUGCAACUGCUGAAGUGCGAUCGCAUAUUGGUGCGGUUGUGGAACUACUACCAGUUCAAGCAUGAGAACCGGCCAGACAUGACGUCAGAGAACAGCAACCUGCAGCCCGCUGACCCGGCCAUCAUUGCCACUGCUGAUCGCUUGUUUUGGGAACUUCAUGACAAGCAGUGGUUGGAACUAUCUGACGAUUUCUAUGACCUCCAGACGAGCCCUUCGAAGAAAAAGGUGAACUGGAAAGUACCCCUGUCGACAAGGACCCAGGGUAGUGUGGGAGGAGGACCUCCGAGCCCCCCCGGGGCCGGAAGGGGGGGAGGCAGUGGCCACGAGGAAGGAGGUGGCGGAGGCAGUGGCCAUACGACAUCAGGGGGAAGCGCGCCGRCAUCAUCGCCUGCCCCUGGCGGUCAGGGCAGGAUCGCGCACAGCGGCAUGGGGGAAGGGGGGGUGAACGUCACACACUCCCCAACAGCAGGGAGCGGCAAGUCGGGGAAGUUCGCCCGCAUCCGAACAUCGCAGACGGAGGACCCAGUGCCCGUGGAGGCAGCGAAGUCGGCCGGCAUCCGCACUUCGACGACUCUGGAGCAGGCGGCCCUUCCCUCGUGGACUGCUUUCGGCUCCUCCGGUGAAGUGGGGGGGGGCUCAUGUGCAGGGGAUCUUGUCUCCGCCGUGAAGGGCAAGUCCGUGGGCAUCCCUACCAGGGCGGACGACGUUCAGGCGAGUGUACCGGUCCAGUGGAGCUCUMCAGGAGCACAGGCGUCGGAGAUGGGCGCYGCCCUGGCUGUGCGGGAGGCGACGCCGCCGGCCCUUGGACAAGGCCGAUCUGCGGAGUCACAGAGAGAGAUUGCUGGUGCAGCGCUGUCCGCCUUCCUUGCGACGAAGUCYGCCGGUAUUCGUACUUCGUCUGUGACGUGCCUGCAGUCGGAGGGGGCAGGGACGGAGGAAGGUGCUACGUCUGUUCAUACAGACGACCGCUCCUUGGGAUCCGCCUUGAUGCGGCUGCAAGGAGCCGAGUCGCGUGAGACUGACGGGGGGGACGAAUGGGUGCAAGUCGAGGGCGGGGAAGAAGGGGGAGAAUGGGAGGAGGGGGGAGAAGGAGACGAAGGGUGAGAGAAGGAGUUGAUUACAUUGCGCGACGGGGAAGA